Molecule: messenger RNA, 1634 nt
Organism: Rotaria sp. Silwood2
Lineage: Eukaryota; Metazoa; Rotifera; Eurotatoria; Philodinida; Philodinidae
Source: the annotation of a GenBank genome assembly
UAGCAUUUUGGAAAGAACGAAAAACGGGCUAUCUCCCGAUGUAUUUAACUCAAUUUUGGACAUUUUCACGAAAAUUCACUUUUUUUGAGGGGGGGCCUUAAUCAUCAAUAUUAAAACUAAGUUUUUUUUUUACUUAGAACGUAUCUGAUAAAUAGUAAGCGAUUAAGUAAUUCACCGGUGAAAAAUACUGUUGCAUUCUGUUUUUGUUUUCUCAGAAAAGAGCUGAUUCUCUGCUGUAACCACAUUGACGCGAGCAAUAUUACGAUUUGAUAAUCCCGAAGCUGAGAAACAAUACCUUUACGUCUUAACCCUUGUACGCUGUCUGGGGGUCCAACCGGACCCACAACGCUGAUUUUUGUCUUUAGCUACGUUAAUACUUAUCGUUUGCGGAUCGAUCUCUUCUCUAAUCGUUACUCUCCUAACAAUGCACAAAGAUCAUAUGAAAUUUCUUUGAUACCUCUUACAGGGGCAAAAUUAAGGGGUGGGUCCACACGGAGCCCAUAACAUCUUUAGUGUUAUAUGUGUGAUUUUUUUUUCUUGUUCAAUAUGCCCUCUGUUAUCUAGAAGGCUUAUCUCUCAAGAGAUUCGUUAACUUGUCACUACCAAUAGUGAUUCGUCUAUUAUUUGAUAUUUGUCUGCUAGAUUUGUUACAAUUACAUCGAACUACUUUUAUAACCAUUUUGUAUCACGACAAUUAUCUUCGAUUUUCUUUCCGUGGAGAGAAACUAUGCCUAAAACUUCUAAGAUUCUUCGAGUAUAAAAAGUCCAACAUUUUUAGUAUUUUUUCAGAUAAAAAGAAUGACUACUAAUCCAAAUUUAAAAAGAAGUCGUGAAUUUUCUACGUCAAAUAGUACGAAUGAAUUUGAUAACAUUUCUGAGGAUGAUUAAUCGAAUUCUGAUACAGAUUAUCAUAUUUCUGAAACCGAAUCCGAUGACAUAUCCACUGAUGAAUUUAUUUCGCAGAACGAAGAUUCGUCUGAUUCUUAUGCUAGUGAUAAUGAUUCAUCAGAUUCUUAUGUCAAUGAUGAUAAUGAUAUAUUCAAACAUGCUCAACCUGAAUUUGUUGAAAAAAAUGGUAUUUCAUGGUCGAGUUAAAAGACUCAAGUUCCUGGACACCUACGUGCAAUAAAUAUACUUAAAAAAAAUCUGGUUCUAUUACUUCAAUUCAGACUAUGAUAGAUGCAUUUAGAUUGUUUAUUACUGAAGACAUUCUGAACGAAAUUGUUAUGCAAACAAAUAAAUAUGCGAAAAGAUUUAUUGAUCAAGAAAAUCAAAGACGAUUGAAUAUUAGGAAUAAUCAUAAACAACCAAUAAAAUGAAAAGAGCUUGAUUACAUCGAAUUAGAAGCAUUUCUCGGCUUGUUGAUUCAAGCUGGUGCUGAAUUUAGUCAUCAUCAAUCACUUAUAGAAUUAUGGGAUAUUAGUCGAAGUCGACCAAUGUAUCAUGCAACAAUGUCAUUGGAACGAUUCAAAAAUCUUUUACGAUUUCUUAGAUUUGAUGAUCGUCAACGACGUGAUAAGUCCGAUCGACUCGCCGCUAUUCGAUAUGUGUUUCAAUCAUUUACUAAACAACUUCCUCGACAUUUUAUUUCAAGUGAAAAUAUCACGAUCGAUGAACAAUUAGUACCAUUUUGA